Drosophila montana is the source of this 578-nucleotide messenger RNA. RefSeq lists its product as uncharacterized. Lineage: Eukaryota; Metazoa; Arthropoda; Insecta; Diptera; Drosophilidae. The record is from RefSeq and is a predicted model, not a curated record. The annotation marks the transcript as partial. The transcript has 2 exons.
CUUAAGCUAUUAAAGAAUUUUAAAAAGCAUUUAACUCAACUUAAACGUCGUCAGGUAACACAAAUAUAAAUGUGACAAUCCGUUUGGGAGCUGCUAUUAAAAUGAUUGCUACACAUAUGAUAAAUAUAAUAUGUGUGCUUUGCCUGCGUCUGUGUUGUGUUGUAUAGUGUAAUUGCUAGUUAAACAUAGUGUGUUGCGACCAUAUCUCUCUCUCUCUCUCUCUUGCUCUGUCUGUCUUUCUAUCUGUUUCACGUUUCCUACGAAUCUUCAUGCAACAUGAGCAGCAACAACAAUAAUAAUAAUAAUAACAACAACAACAAUAAUAAUAAUGACAGUCCUAUAACAAUUACACGCAACUACAAGUUAGUUGGUUGGUUUUCUCAACGCGCCGAGGAGAACAAACGCAAGAAGCGCGCCGAACAGCAGCGUCAACAGCAGCGCCAGCGGCGCGGCGCCAAGGUCUUCAAAUGUGUCAGCGAUUCCACUGGCCACCUGACCCUGGCGCCCUCGCGCCUCUUCGAGCGGACGCCAAUGAGUCCAUCCGACAGUCUGGACGAGAUUGCGCUGCAGAUACCAAG